Molecule: messenger RNA, 2016 nt
Organism: Halteromyces radiatus
Lineage: Eukaryota; Fungi; Mucoromycota; Mucoromycetes; Mucorales; Cunninghamellaceae
Product: dihydroxyacetone kinase
Exons: 8
Coding region: 129-1901 (590 amino acids)
Biological process (GO): glycerol catabolic process
Cellular component (GO): cytosol
Molecular function (GO): glycerone kinase activity; ATP binding
Source: RefSeq, a predicted model, not a curated record
AUAGUUUGUUCACAUGUUUUCACCAACCCAUCUUUUUUUUUUUAUGUCUGCGUAUGUGUGUGUGAAAGCGCGCGUACUUAUUUAGUUUGUUUUUUUUUUAUAUAUUUUAUUUAAUACCAUUCUAACUUAUGACAAAAGACCAAGGAAAACACUUUUUAAACGAUCCUACCACUCUUGUAUCCGAUAGUAUACGAGGACUCUGUUAUUCACAACCUCAUCUUCGUUACUUACCUCAACAGAAUGUUGUUUACGAUUCAAAGGUACGCCAAAUAGCCAAGCAACAGGUGACAUUGGUUGCUGGGGGAGGAUCAGGCCAUGAACCAGCACAUGCAGGAUUUGUGGGAGAAGGAAUGUUGACGGCAGCUGUGUGUGGCCACGUGUUUGCAUCGCCUUCGGCAAGUCAAGUCUUAGAUGCUUUGGAACUGAUCAAGUCGCCUUUUGGAACCUUGGUCAUCAUCUUCAAUUAUACGGGUGAUUGUUUACAUUUUGGAUUGGCUGUGGAACGGGCAAAGGCACGAGGGAUACACAUUGCUAUGUUGGUGGUAGGCGAUGACAUUUCCGUGGGUCGUAGCAAGGGACACAAAGUUGGAAGAAGAGGAAUGGCAGCUACGGCUUUGGUGAUUAAAGUUUGUGGCGCUUUAGCUUCGAAAGGAGCGUCAUUGGAACAAAUAGUUGAAACAGGACAAUACGUGAUUGAUCAUAGUGCCACUUUGGGUGUUGCUUUAAAUCAUUGUCAUGUACCUGGAACUGCAAGUAACGUGGCUUUUUUAGAAUCAUUUGAAAUGGAACUAGGAACGGGGAUUCAUAAUGAACCUGGACUAACAAAGAUGUCUUUGAUGGAAGCUCAGCCUUUGGUGGAACGUAUGGUGAACAUGUUAUUAGAUCAAGAAGAUCAAGAUCGUGCAUAUUUGACAUACAACAACAAAGAAAUGACGCCUGUGGUGCUUUUGACCAACAAUUAUGGUGGCACUCCAAGUCUAGAAUUCAAUGUGAUCAUCAAAGAAGCCGUAGAAGCUAUCUCUAGAAGAUCUUCCUUGUGUUUGAAACGUAUCCUUUCAGGGUCUUUUGUCACCAGUCUCAACAUGCCUGGUUUCUCACUUAGUCUUCUAAUUCUUGAUGAUGAUCAUCUGUUGGAACUUUUGGAUCAACCUGUACAAGCAAUUGGUUGGUCAUCCUCUUCUAUUUCUUGUUUCAGUCCUUCUCUUCAUGAUGAUCCUGCUACUUCUCUAUCUUUAUUAGAUACUGGUUCGCAUGAUACCAGAAUUAUUGAUAAAAGUAGUGAUGGAACUUUUAUUAUUAAAGUGAUUCAAAUGGUGAUCCAAGCCCUUUUAAAAGCUGAACCCACGGUGACGUCUUAUGACACUAUUUUAGGAGAUGGAGAUUGUGGCUAUACUUUGAAAUCAAUUGCUGAAGCCUUUGAAAAAGAGUUGGUAAAUUUUCCGGUUUCAUCUAUCCCCGACACGCUACUGGCUCUAGCAGAUACGAUUGACCAAGCAGCAGGUGGUACUUCCUCAGCCAUUUAUUGUAUUUUUCUAAGUGCUUUGGCCAAUGACUUGAACAAGCAAAUGACACAAGACCAAGCACCUUCAUUGAUUAUGUGGGCAAAAGCAUGUCAACAGGCUUUGGAUUCUUUACAAGUAUAUACCCAAGCUAGAGUAGGUGAUCGAACAAUGAUGGAUACUUUGAUUCCUUUUGUCAAGACAUUGAAUGAGCCUGAUACUUCACUUACCAAAGCGAUCGAAGCUGCUCGUCAAGGCAUGUGGGCAACACAAACACAAACUACACAAUUAGGACGCACCGCGUAUUUAUCGGAUCAACAUGUAUUGGAUGCUGGGAUCCCAGAUGCUGGGGCAUUUGGUUUGAUGGCAGUCCUGGAUGCAAUUGCCCUGGCCUUAACCUGACAUUAUGGAUGAUUCUUUUUUUUUUUUUUGGAGGAAGAGAUAAGUGGUAGUAAUAGUAUUUAUUGUUUUGUGUUUUAUUCAAUAAAUUAUCAUAUAUGUUUUAAUCAAGGCGACU